Molecule: messenger RNA, 1500 nt
Organism: Dictyostelium discoideum AX4
Lineage: Eukaryota; Evosea; Eumycetozoa; Dictyosteliales; Dictyosteliaceae
Exons: 1
Coding region: 1-1500 (499 amino acids)
Source: RefSeq, a predicted model, not a curated record
AUGAAAAAUUUAAAAAUAUUAUUAUUAUUAUCAAUAUUAUUUAUAAAUAUAGUAUUAUCAGAAAGUGGUACAUAUAAUGGGCCACAAUAUUUAAAUGGUAUAAAUGCAGGAUAUAAAAGUGGAUGGUCAAAUUCAGAUUUAGGACCAUUGAUGGGGGAAGCAUCAAUUCGUUCUCAAAGAAUGAAAUUCCCAUGCACAUUUUUCAAACAAUGGGGAUAUAAAAUUCUUUAUGAUAAUGAUAGUUUUGGUAGUUCAAAAAGAGCAGGUCAAAGUAAUUUCACAGCAUUUAUAACUUUUGAUCAAAAUGAUGAUUCAGCAGUACCUUCAAGUAUUUAUCAACCAAUUUGGCUAGAUAAUGGUAAAGUCAAUCAAGCUAAUGAAUUUGCAUAUUGUGUAUCACAAAUUGUAUCAACUUACAAGAGUGAUAUUAAAAUCUAUGAAAUCUAUAAUGAACCAGAUUGGGUUUCCGAUUGGAAUGUAGUUUCAACAUGGGCAACUAAUCCACCAAGUAAUGCCCAAUUGGCAAGAUUCCAAGGUGAUAUUUUUACAUAUGUUCGUUUAUUAAGAAUAUCAUGGGAAGUUGCAAAAUCAAUUGAUCCAACUUGUUUCAUUACUGUCGGAGGUUUAGGUUACCCAUUAUUCUUGGAUGCUGUAUUAAGAUAUGGUGAAAACUCUUCUGUAACCAAUCCAUCCUUAUUUGGAAAGAAUUAUAUUGAUGCAAUUUCAACUCAUUUCUAUCCAAUGUAUGGUACUUCAAAAACAAAUUCCGAUGCAUACUUAUUGGCAUAUACCGAUUUACAAAAUAGUUUCAGAAAAGUAACAAAUAAAUAUAACUUCAAUCCAUCAGUUUGGAUAGUAACUGAAACUGGUGUUGCAACUAAAUCUGGUACUGGUUAUUAUGGUAGUUCUGCUUUGGCUCGUAAUUAUUUCUUAAAAUUACCAACUAUUUCAACAUUGGUAGGAGUAUGUCAAAAUCAUAUCUUUAUAUUGGGUGAUACAAAUUCUGGUACCGAUGCUUUUUCAAAUAUGGGUUUAUUCUAUGACUAUCAAACACUUGCAAAGGAUAAAGCAGUUCUUAAAGAUUCCUCUAAAUCUUUAGUUACUUGGGAUCACCAUUUGUUUGAUAAAACAUUAGAUUCUUCAAAAUCUCUUAAAGGUUUACCAAGUGGUGUCAUUGUUUAUGCAUAUAGCAAUCCAAGCUCAACAUGUUAUUUAAUUUGGGUAAACUCUACAAACUUUAAAACUGAUGAAGAUACAACCCCGAUUGAAAUCGAAUUGGAUGCAGAUUUCGCUUCUGUUUACAACUAUCAAAAUAUAAAACAAACCAUCUCAUCAAGUAAUAAUAAAGUUAAACUCACUAUUGAUUCAACUCCACAAUUCGUUUACUUGGAUUAUCAAGGUCCUGAUUCUGGUGAAAACCCAAGUAAUUCUCCAAUUAUUAAUUUUGGUUUCAAUUUAAUAAUUUUGAUUAUAUUUAUAAAUUUUAUUUUCUUUAUUUAA